This is a messenger RNA of Chlamydomonas reinhardtii, 6626 nucleotides long. RefSeq lists its product as uncharacterized. NCBI's taxonomy places the organism in Eukaryota, Viridiplantae, Chlorophyta, Chlorophyceae, Chlamydomonadales, Chlamydomonadaceae. Bases 129 to 5429 code for a protein of 1766 amino acids. The record is from RefSeq and is a predicted model, not a curated record. The transcript has 4 exons.
AAUUAUUUGCGGCCCCGCAGACUUGGCGGCAAACGCGCCCGCCCGCCGCCGCUCCCUCGCUCCACUGCCACUUUGCACAGCAGCACAUGCAGCAGCGCCUGCGCCUGUCUAUCUGAGACAUCUUUUACAUGCUUCCGCGGCCAGCAGGCCGCGCGGGCCCCCGCAACAGCCGCGCGCCGGCGGUGGCGUUUGCCGGCUCUGCUGCACUGCUUCUGGCGCUGCUGGUGCUCUUUGCCAAACCCGCACCGGCUGCUGCCUCUCCGGCUUCGCUUACUGGCGGGCCUGCAGCAGUCACGAGUGCGAACCAGCUCGAUGAGCGCGCGAUCUGGCUGACCCCAGGCGAUCUCGCCACAGCCGCAGCUUCACAGCGCGCUGACCCAACCCAGCUCCAGCAACUGCGCGACAAGCUGCUUUCGCGCCAGAGCGACGGCCAGGCUUCUGCCGCGCCGGAGGCAUCUACCAACAGCAGUCGCUCGCGCCGUCUCUUGAAGCAGCAGCAGCGACAGCUCGCGGCAGCACCUCAGAAGCCUUCGAGCAAGGCCGGCAACAGCACGCUUGUCCUGAGCGGCGAUGCCGCACCUUCUCCCACCUCUGUGGCGGACCUCUACUUCCUAGCAGCCAACGCGCUGCAGGUCAAGUCAGCCAACCCCGGUACCGCCGUGCGCUUCGACGUGCCUUCACUCCCGGUCGUGUCCGCGCCCACACCCUCGUUCACAAACUCCACAACGCCUGCGACUGCUGGUGCUGGCACCGAUGCUGCUGGUGGGACUUUCGGCGCCGCAAGCUCCGGGGAUGAGGACGGCCUGGGCUCGGACGUGAUGACUGCGGUCGCGGCUCUGGCGGCGUCUCCCUCCGCCUCUGUGCUACAUCCCUCGGGCGCUAGCAAUGACACCUACGUGGGCGCGGUGCAGAACGACACGCUCGACCUGGUGCGGCUGCUACUGCAAGUGCUGCGUGCCAACCCCGGCUCCAACGUCACCGUGACCCUGCGUGACACCGGGAAGCCCACUGCUCUGGGCCCGCUGUCCAUCGCCAUCGAGAUCAACGCGGCCUUCAGCGGCACCGGAGCAUUGCAAACAUCCCCAUCGCCAGCGCUGCCGUCGCCGGAGCCAUCUCCGCUGCCGUCGCCGGAACCCUCUCCGCAGCCAUCGCCCGAGCCGUCGCCGGAGCCGUCUCCGCAGCCGUCGCCGGAGCCGUCGCCUUCGCCGGAGCCAUCUCCACUGCCGUCGCCGGAACCCUCUCCGCAGCCGUCGCCGGAACCGUCUCCGCAGCCGUCGCCGGAACCGUCUCCGCAGCCGUCGCCCGAACCCUCUCCGCAGCCGUCGCCGGAGCCGUCGCCCGAGUCGUCGCCGGAACCGUCUCCGCAGCCAUCGCCCGAGCCGUCGCCGGAACCGUCUCCGCAGCCGUCGCCGGAACCCUCUCCGCAGCCGUCGCCGGAGCCGUCGCCUUCGCCAGAGCCAUCUCCGCUGCCGUCGCCUGAACCGUCGCCAUCUCCGCAGCCGUCGCCGGAACCCUCUCCGCAGCCGUCGCCGCAGCCGUCGCCGGAGCCGUCGCCUUCGCCCGAGCCAUCUCCGUCGCCUGAACCGUCGCCAUCUCCGCAGCCGUCGCCGGAACCCUCUCCGCAGCCGUCGCCGGAACCCUCUCCGCAGCCGUCGCCCGAGCCAUCGCCGGAGCCAUCUCCGCUGCCGUCGCCGGAACCCUCUCCGCAGCCGUCGCCGGAGCCGUCGCCAGAGCCGUCGCCUUCGCCCGAGCCAUCUCCGUCGCCUUCGCCCGAACCAUCUCCGCUGCCAUCGCCGGAACCCUCUCCGCAGCCGUCGCCGGAACCCUCUCCGCAGCCGUCGCCCGAGCCAUCGCCGGAGCCAUCUCCGCUGCCGUCGCCGGAACCCUCUCCGCAACCGUCGCCGGAGCCGUCGCCAGAGCCGUCGCCUUCGCCCGAGCCAUCUCCGUCGCCUUCGCCCGAGCCAUCUCCGCUGCCAUCGCCGGAACCCUCUCCGCAGCCGUCGCCCGAGCCAUCGCCGGAACCCUCUCCGCAGCCGUCGCCGGAGCCGUCGCCGUCGCCGGAGCCAUCUCCGCUGCCAUCCCCGGAGCCUUCGCCGCAGCCAUCGCCGGAGCAGUCACCGAUUGACAUGCCGGCGUCCCCUAUCCCCCAGCCCUCGCCUCCUUCCUACGCGUCGCCCGUGCCGAAUCCGCCCUCACAGCUGCCUCCACCGGUGGCAUAUGGCGGCAGCCCAACCGGUGGCGCCAGUCCCAGUCCCGUCCCAAGCCCCAGCACGCCGGCGGCAUCGCCACCCCCCAGCAGCUACCCGUCGCCCGCCGUGCUGUCGCCCCCUGUGGUGGUGGCGUCGCCCCCGCCAAUGACGCCGGCAGGACCCGUGUAUGGCGGGCCCGCGUCGCCUGAUCCCUCGCCGUCGGCGCCCACACCUGAGCCACAGCAGCCCUCGGCGUCGUCCCCCGCGCCGGCGCCAACACCAACGUACCCCGCGACCGCAUCACCCUCCCCUUCCCCUGCCGUGGCUGAUCCCACCACCAGUCCGCCGCAGCCCGCUUACCCGUCGCCCGCUCCCAGCAGCCCCAGCACGACGACACCCACCACCAGUCCCCCGCCGCCGCCUUCGCCUGCAUAUCCCAUUGUGCCGCUGCCUCCGUCCUCGCCAGCCCCUGCGUACCCUGCGUACCCCGGCUCAUCGCCACCACCGCCAGUGGGAACCUACCCGCCUCAUGGUUCUGAUGGAGAGCCGCCCUCGCCGUCUCCUGCUGUGCCCGCCUACCCGCCAUCGGCGUCGCCGUCGCCUCCGGCCUACCCACUGCCGGGCACGUCGCCGCCCCAGGCGAGCCCGCAGCCGCAGUCGCCGGCCGUUCUGCAGCCGCCCCAGGCGUCGCAGCCACCGCCUCAUGACUGGUCAUCAACGCCUGACACAGCACCGUCGCCUCCGCCACUGGCCCCAUCGGAUACCGCCCAGCCACCGGCAUCGCAGACGCCGCCUGCGGAUGCCGCAAGCCCGCCGAUCAACUCCCCGCCGAUGCCGCCCCCAGAUGGCACGGACCGCUCGCAGCCGCCUCCGUCCUCCGGCCCCCCGGACCAUGGCGACAACUCCCCUCAGCCGCCUCCGGCCUACAGCGGCCCCCACGGGUCGGACGACAACACGCAGCCCCCGCCUGAUGGCGCCGCCAUGCCGCCAUCGGCCUCAGAGCCACCUGCAAUCUCCAUGCCCCCUCCUGAGUACCUAAUGCCGCCCGGCGCCGUAGCACCUCCCGACGCCCCGCAGCAGUCGCCGGAGGCCUGGUCGCCACCUGACGCCGCCACACCUCCCGAGGCCGCACCGCAGCCGCCGUACGCAGAGGGCACUCCACCCGCCUACCCGGCGCUGACGCCGAGUCCGCCCUCAACGGCGUCGCCGUUGCCACCACCGCCCCCGCCGCCGCCUCCCCCGCCCCCGCCUCCCCCGCCUCCCCAGCCGCCGCUUACCAGCAGCCCCACGCCGCCGCCUCCCGCCGACGCGUCGGCCCCUUCCUACCCUCCGUCAUACCCGUGGGUGCCGCUGCCGCCGCCGUCACUCCUGCCGCCGUCGCCAUCCACUGAGGUGCCGUCGCCGUCGCCAUCGUCCUACGGCCCGGCUUAUGGCAGCAGCCCACAGCCACCUUCGUACCCGGUGAUCAACCCCUCGCCGCCGCCCUCAGCCCCAGUGCCAGCUUACCCGACCGUGCCCCGGCCGCCGGGCCCCUACCCACCUACACAGCCGGCCCCGCACCCCCAGCCUUCCGACGGCCCGCCUCCUGCCACCGCGAGCCCGCCGCUGGCGUCGCCGUCGCCGACCCCUUCCUCACCUUCGGCUCCGCCACCUCCACAGCCCGCAGCGGCGUACGGCGGCUACGGCUCCCCAUCUCCGCCGUCGCCAUCUCCUUCGCCUUACCCUGGAGUGCCGCUUCCGGUGCCCCCGCCCGCGCCUGCCGCCUCUCCGCUGCCGCCGUCCUCGCCGCCGCCGUCAACCUACCCGGCUGUGCCUUCACCAUCGCCGCCUCCAGCGCCGCAUCCCUCGUAUGGCGGAGGCAGCGGCAGCCAACCAGCGUACCCACCACCGGUAGCGCUUGCGCCACCCUCUCCCUCGCCGGCGCAGCAGUCUCCUUCCGUGCCCGCCUACCCUGCGGCAGCGGUGUCGCCCCCACCGCAGGCGGACCCUGCUGUUCCGCCGUCACCGCCGACCCCGCAACAGCAGGACACGCCGACCCCGCCCACGCCGGCCCCUGGCUAUCCUCCCGUCAUGCCGAGCCCGAGCACCACCACCAGCAGCCCCAGCCCUCCAUCCUACCAGCCUGCAUCCAGUCCGCCGCCGCCGCCGCAGUCCCCGCCGCCGCCACCAGCAGCGGAUUCCCCGGCGCCAUCGGGUGCUGGGUCCCCGCUGCUCCCAGCCGCGGCCCCAUCACCACCUUUCCCAACACCGGCACCCACCCCAUCGCCGCUGCCCCAGCAGCAGCAGCCGCCUGAGGCCGUACCCGCCUCCUACCCCCCGUCGCCUGCUGUGCCGGUAGCGCCCUCACCGCCUUCGGCUCCGGCGGUUGAGCCGCAGCCUUCGGUUCCUUCGGCCCAGCCGCCUCCACCUGAGCCGCAGCCGGUGCCGCAGCCUCAGCCAGCCACCGCGGAGCCCUCACCACCAGCCACACCUUCCAGUCCGUCACCGGAGGAGCAGUCGCCGCGUCCGUCUCCGCCGCUGCAGUCACCGGAGCCGUCGGCGUCUCCGGUCCCCUCACCAGUGGGCUCUUCGCCUCCUCCCAGCGAGACGCCUUCGCCCCACCAGCAAUCCCCGCCGGUACCCUCACCCUCGCCAGCAGACGCUUCGCCGCCAUCUCCGGUGCCCGCAAUCCUGCCGCAGUCACCGCAGCCUCCUGUUAACGAUGGGACGCCGCCGGUAGACCGCAGCCCGGCGCCGCCAGCGUCAUCGCCGCCGCCUGCUGCCUCAUCACCACCGCCUGCGGCUGCUGGCGACGAGGACCCAGAGCUCGCCGCCAUACGCGCCCAGAUCCAGGCCAUCCUCGACCGCAUCGCCUCGCGCCGGCCCAACGACACCGCCGGCGGGGCCGGCGGCAACUUCUCGCCCGCCUACACCUCGCUCAACAUCACGCGCGUCAGGCCCGCGCCCGCUGCUACGGCCACAGCGGCUGCUACAGCCGCCGUUGGCAGCAGCCCGCCGCCGGCAGCGGCGGCGGCGCCGGCGGGCCCCACCGAUGAUGAGCUGGGCUCGCUGCUGCAGAGCUUGCAUCAGCUUCAGCGGCGUGCUGCGGCCAUCCAAGGCACCACUACUGGGGGUAGCGGCCUGCCAGCCAGGGGCGACGGCGAGGUGACGGACCGUGUGGCUGUGCUGCCCACAGAGCAGCAGCAGAGCGGCGCGGCGGGCCGCCGUCACCACCUGCGCCGGCUGCUACGUGGUGUGUAGAUGCAUAGCUCUUCACACGCAGGGGCAAUGAUCCUGCUUCAAGACCAUACCGCCAAUCCCCUUCACAUUAGCUUGUUUAGUACGUGGUCGUCGGUAACGGGCCGGCUAUAGAAUUCAUUUUGACAGUAGGCUAGGGGAACUGCGUUUGCGACCUACGUACGGCGCACGGUACGUGCCAAACCUGCACGUACGCGAUGUAUGGAGCAUUCACCAUGUGCAUGAGACUGGCGUUUCUGGCUACUGAUGAGCAAUGAAAGAGACCGGGCUGCUGCUGACACGACCCGAAUGGCCGCGGGGUGCUUCGCCUGUUUGCGCGUGCAAGGUUAGGUACUGGGGUUCACGCAGCAAGGCAUAGAUAGACGUGUGACUAAUGCACAGGCAGGUUAUUAGCCUAGCAUCGCACUGGCGGCUCGCCGCCUGAUCCCAGCGCAGGUGGGCAAACCCCACCUCGCUCGCUCAUCAUAAAGACACGUUCGCGCAUACCGUAUUCUUUUCGUGAGAUGGCCAGAGGACUGGAAGGGAUUGUUUAGAUGGUGUGCGUGGUAUGGUAUGUAGCAGAUUGCAUGCGCACAACACUUCCGCGCACUAAUAGCAUUCCGAACAGUAGAAGUAGGCAUGUAUGUUAUUGACCGCGCAUGUUGACUGCUGACGCUACUGUGUGGUUAGUGCCUGCGCCCCGUGCGCGUAUGCGUGCGCGCAGCUCUCGUACGCACUCUAGCCCUAUGUGACCUUGACAGCACGACAAAAUAAGGAGGCAGCAUGCGUGCAUGGCUAGCUGCUGCUGCAGCCACAUGGCAUUUCAGUAGGGCAGUAUUUGUACAGUGCAGGGGAGUCAUCUACCAGCAAUAUGGAAUCGUAAUGAGGCCCAGCCAUCUGGUGUGUGCUAGUAAGCGGGUUUUCAACCAGGCGUAGGGGCGGCGGCGGCGGUCUGCUGCCGUGUGUGCGCGUGCCUUAGCACGCACCGUGGUGCCCUCAGAGAUGCUUGUCCGCCUGGCUGGUAGGAAGCGCUGCAACGGCCAUGGGACUGCGCUGUCUGCUGCUGAUGUUUGCGGUCUGCAGACAGCUGGGGUUGCAGUGUAUAUUUACUGCUGGAUGUCUGGAUGGCUUCAUGCCCCGAUCGAUCAAAGGGAGUCUUUACUUGCUCCACAAAGGAAGGUCCAAGGGAAGUGCGUAAGGGGAAUGUAACCAGUGAUGCCU